Messenger RNA from Centropristis striata (black sea bass), 753 nucleotides. RefSeq names its product achaete-scute homolog 4-like. The transcript has a single exon. NCBI's taxonomy places the organism in Eukaryota, Metazoa, Chordata, Actinopteri, Perciformes, Serranidae. Gene Ontology annotation, molecular function: protein dimerization activity; DNA-binding transcription factor activity, RNA polymerase II-specific; RNA polymerase II transcription regulatory region sequence-specific DNA binding. The coding region runs from base 140 to 664 and encodes 174 amino acids. Gene Ontology annotation, biological process: developmental process; regulation of transcription by RNA polymerase II. The record is from RefSeq and is a predicted model, not a curated record.
UUUAAUCACAAAGUGGCGAGAUUUAAAAGGAACCACGGGAUGACUGUGAGGAGAUUCUGACACUGUGAGCUGCAUCGAUGCUGAAGAAUUAACUGUAUAUAUUUUACAGUGUUUUAUCUCCUUUUUAAUUUUUAGAGAGAUGUCUUAUCACAGUAAGGAGCUGAUGGAGCAUGUCCCGUAUGUCCCUCCACUGACUCUCCACGGCUUCUCCAUGGACAACAACUACAAGGACGCGCUCCGGCUCGGACUGCCCUUCCACCUGGACGCUGCAUACCUGGACUCUGUGCACGGCCAGAGGUCCCCCUACAGACGGUUAACCUAUUUCCCCUUCCACGUCCCCCUCGGUGUGUGUGAUUACUCCUUCGAGCCUGCGUUUAUCCGGAAAAGGAAUGAAAGGGAGCGCCAUCGAGUGCGCUGCGUAAACGAAGGUUACGCGCGGCUCCGGGAGCAUCUGCCGCAAGAGUUUGAGGACAAACGGCUCAGUAAAGUGGAGACCCUGCGUGCGGCUAUUGACUAUAUCAAACACCUGCAGAGCCUGUUGGACUUGUCCGGGAUGGAGACGUCACUUGGAGACGCGCGUAACCGGACAGACUGCAACAGUGAUGGAGAAUCCAAAACUGGCCUCAGAGACAGCGGGGAAACAGUUUGCUCUCUCUCAAUAUGAUCUGAUGUGCAUUAAUUAAAUCGGAAGGAAAGUUGAAUAUUCCUAACUGACAAGAUUUCUACUGUCUGAUUUUAUUCCACAGUCUAUAC